UUUCAAUUAAUAAUGUCAAAAUUGAUAAAUAAAUGUAAUGUAAAUGGAAUUGAAAAAGUAUACUAAAAAGUAUUCUUAAUUGUACUUUUACUGAAAUUGAAAUAAUUAGCUUCAUUUAACUGUUAUAAGUACGUAGUUAAUAUACGUUGAUAAUAUCUGAACAUUUUUCUAAUGAAAAUUUCUGAUACACUAUAAGAUCUUUAUUCAUUAUUUUAUUGUUAAAAAUGUCUGAAACGGAAAAUAAUAGCACGUCAGGGGAAGACGAUCAGAAAGAAUAUGUGGAGAACGGCAAAAACAAGAUGACUGUUAAGUGUCAAUUCUGUGGUUCCAAAAUAUUAGAAAAGCUAACUGCUAAAUACAUUGCACAGAAGAAAGAACUGCCACUAAUGCAACAGGAUAUCAACAGGAAAGAAGGUGAAAUCCAAAAGGAAAUGUUAAAUGGAUAUUACUAUGUUGAAAACAUGUAUAUCUUUGAAAAUAUUGGUUUUACGCAUCAGGUGGAAGCAUAUAAGUAUUUGACAUGUGCUGACUGUGAUGCUGGACCAGUGGGAUACUAUGAUUUGGACACAAAACAUAGUUAUGUUGCAUUAUCUAGAGUAGUCCAUUGUUAGUACUAAUUCAACCUUUUUGAUUAAAAAAAUCAGAUGAAUUUGUAUAUCUUUGUUUGUAAAAAUAUUACAAAACAGGGCAUUAAUUAAAAAUAUUAAAGAAUGGUAUUAAAAAUUUAUGAAAUUGACAACAUGUCUUUUCAUGAAUUGAGUAGAAAAAUAUUUAAUUACACUCUAGUUUUCUAGAAUGAUUAUCUAUAAAAUUUUUCUAUUUUCCAAUUAAUUUAGCAAAUAUCAAUUUUAGUUUAAAAAAUAUAUUAUUCAUCUGUAUUAAGAAAAUAAAGAGCUUUCUGUAAUGUAAAAUAAAAUGUAAUCUGGAGUACUUAUAUUACAUUUACCGUAAACUAAAUAGCUAUAUUAAAAAGGAAUUAAUCUAUAUGUGGCCUAUAUUUUUAUUUGUACACCAUUUAUGCUUUUUUAAUCAUUUAUAAACUUAUGAUUCCAUUCCAUUCAUCAGGAAUAUAAAAUAGUCACGGUUUAUUAUAAUUUUUUAAGUACCUAUUAUGUUUAAAAAUAAUAUAUGUGUGCUAAUUAUCAUUUUUAUAUUUUACACCUGUAGGUAUUAAGUAGGAUGGUACUUAAUUAUUUUAUAUUGACAUGUAAUAGAAAUAAAAUAUUAAAUUUGGAAUGUAUAUCUGCUUUUAAUGAACAUACUUUUUCGGACCUGUUGAAAUUCUAUAUGACACUGGCAAGAAACAUAAAAAUAUAGACAGCAAUUAAGAAAAUUAAUAUAAUUUUUCUACCAAUGUAUG
Achroia grisella is the source of this 1360-nucleotide messenger RNA. RefSeq names its product guanine nucleotide exchange factor MSS4 homolog (gene strat). The record is from RefSeq and is a predicted model, not a curated record. Gene Ontology annotation, molecular function: zinc ion binding; guanyl-nucleotide exchange factor activity. Gene Ontology annotation, cellular component: membrane; cytosol. Gene Ontology annotation, biological process: post-Golgi vesicle-mediated transport; small GTPase-mediated signal transduction. The coding region runs from base 225 to 611 and encodes 128 amino acids. Lineage: Eukaryota; Metazoa; Arthropoda; Insecta; Lepidoptera; Pyralidae. The transcript is spliced from 2 exons.